This is a messenger RNA of Macrosteles quadrilineatus (aster leafhopper), 376 nucleotides long. RefSeq lists its product as uncharacterized. The record is from RefSeq and is a predicted model, not a curated record. The transcript is spliced from 5 exons. Bases 26 to 376 code for a protein of 116 amino acids. Lineage: Eukaryota; Metazoa; Arthropoda; Insecta; Hemiptera; Cicadellidae.
GUCUGAUUCACGGUGAAGGGGCGAGAUGCUUUGCCUCUUCCUCACACUUUUUCCGUCCUGGUCGUCCCUCCUAGUACAAGCAAUGAAGACAUGUGUUACAGCCGAUGACUGUGUGGCUCUUUAUCGUAACAGUGAUGAAAACUCUUGGACUUGUCGCAACUCAGUGUGUGUGUGUUACCCAGACCCCUGUGGCAGAAUUCUGAUGGCUGGAACCAUCGUAAUGAAGCCAUGUUAUAGCGAUGAAGAUUGUGAGAUCAACGAGUUUUGCAGUACAAGAAACAAUGCUUGUACCUGUAAAAGUGGUUACGAGUAUGACCACAACAGACAAUGUCUGAAUUUAGAGGACCACCAUUCUUUUUUUUGGUUCCAAGUUUGA